Messenger RNA from Acipenser ruthenus (sterlet), 3002 nucleotides. RefSeq names its product repulsive guidance molecule A-like. Gene Ontology annotation, biological process: BMP signaling pathway. The coding region runs from base 322 to 1656 and encodes 444 amino acids. Gene Ontology annotation, cellular component: plasma membrane. Lineage: Eukaryota; Metazoa; Chordata; Actinopteri; Acipenseriformes; Acipenseridae. The transcript is spliced from 6 exons. Gene Ontology annotation, molecular function: coreceptor activity. The record is from RefSeq and is a predicted model, not a curated record.
GCAUGUAGCAGCGCUGCAUUAGACUUGAUGAGAGUCCUCGGAGUGGCUGGCUGGCACGCUGUGUGUCUCUGUGCCCUCCCCUGCUAUCGCAUAUCGCGUGAGCUGCUGGGCAGGCCGGGCUGACUGCCGUAGCGAGGUUCUGAGCCAAGGCGCUGUGAGCUCCCCAGUGAAGCUGAGGAAUACUGUCAGGCUAGCUAACUGCCUGAGAGAGACCCCCGCUCCCCCCUCCCUCCCGCCCUGCAGUGACGCUGGCUCCAGGACCCUGGCACAGAGACAGCCAGCAAACGGUUCACCCUCUUCAACUGGCAGGAAAGGAAAGCGAUGGAAUCAGAGGAGCCCCUGAGAGCCCGCAGAAUCCCGGAGCAGUCAAGGAACUCCAUUGCAACUGAAUGGAUUGGUAUGGGGAAAAGCGGAUUUCACCCUUCGGCUAAGCUGCAGCCCUGGACGACGUUUGCGGUUAUCAUGGUCGUGUUCUCAGUGUGGCCCCGAACAGUGCAUUGCCAGCAGUGUCGGAUCCAGCGCUGCAAUGCCGAGUACGUGGCCUCCACCUCCUCCUCUAACGGGCUGCAGGAGGACCAGCCCGCCGACGUGGAUUACUGCAUCGCCCUGCGCGCCUACUCGCAGUGCACCAAGAAGACAGCGCGGGCCUGCCGGGGGGACCUGGUCUACCACUCCGCAGUCUUCCGCAUCAAAGAGCUCUUCAGCCAGCACAACUGCUCCAGCGUGGGCCCCACGUCCUCGGGCAGGGCCCAGGGCACCAGCCACCCCGCCGUGUCGGAGCUGUGCGACUACGAGAGCCGCGCACACGCCUCGCAGGGCCCGCGCCAGGGCAGGUACGCGCACUGCGGAUUAUUCGGGGACCCCCACCUGCGCACCUUCAGGGACGAGUUUCAGACCUGCAAGGUGGAGGGAGCCUGGCCCCUCAUAGACAAUCAGUACCUGUCCGUCCAGGUCACCAACGUGCCUGUGAUCCAGGGUUCAAGCGCCACCGCCACCAGCAAGAUCACAGUGAUCUUCAAGAGGUUCCAGGGCUGCACAGAGCAGAAGGUGUACCAGGCCACCACAGAGGACCUCCCCUCGGCCUUCCUGGACGGUACGAGGGAGGGGGGGGGCAGCCUGCGGAUCUUGGAGCGCGGCCGGGAGGGGGGCGGCUCCUCGUCCUCCCAGGUGGAGAUCCAGGCCCGCUACAUCGGCACCUCCAUCAUCGUGAGGCAGGUGGGCCGCUACCUGACCUUCGCCAUCCGCGUCCCAGAGGACACUCUGAACUUCUCCGAGGAGGGCUCGGGCCUGCAGCUCUGUCUGCAUGGCUGCCCCCGCAGUGAGCUCAUCAAGGAGCACACCCUGAGCGGGCCCGUCCCCGGCCCCGUGGCCCCCCGGCGCUCCUACACCGUGGAGCGCGCCACUGCCAAGUGCCGCGAGAUCCUGCAGGUGGAGGACGUGUACUUCCAGUCCUGCGUGUUCGACCUGCUCACCACGGGGGACCCCGAGUUCUCCAUGGCAGCGUACGGAGCCCUGGAGGACCUCAAAGCCCUGCCCCCCAGCAAACUGAAACAGAACCCCCCCCGGACUCCCCGCCUUUUCAGCGCGGCGCAGAGAACUGACCCGGGGCCCAGCCUCGCCCUCGCCCUCGCUGCUCUGCUGCGCUGGCUCUCGUAACAUACGUUUAAAAGAAAAGCUGAAGAAUGGCAGCUCAAGCCAGAGGAAGGAGUCCUUUUUCUUUUUUUUAUUUUCUGCACAAGGUCCCAGAAGAGCACCCUCUACGCCUGGCAGGCAAACCCAUCCCAGAGCUUAUCAUCCCAUCAGUGUGAACCUGACUCAGACUCAUUCAAAGCACUCUCUUUGUGUAAACGAGGCACGCAGUCAUUGGCGCUCCCAUUGCGGUCGUUCCUCCAGUGCAGGGCUGCACGUUUGUUUCACCCAGGCCCUUCUUUUGUCUUCUCUCUGGGUCUGUUCCCCUGUGUGGGACCUGAACCCAGGAUCACGUCUUGUAAAUUGUCGAGGAUCACGUCUUGUAAAUUGUCACAGUAGUAUGUUUGCAGCACUGGACUCGGUACAGCACUGGAGUGAUGCUUCUAACUCCAGGAGGACUGUGAGGCUGUCCAGCAGGAUCAGUGUUCAGGGGAGGCCCUGGUAUUCAUUGAAUCAAGAGAAAUACUGCUCCAUUUCUACACAGGGGUAAUGAAAUGAACCUCCGACUCCCUCCAGGGGCAGGAGCGCGUCUCGCCUGCUCGUGCUUUAUUUACAGUCACUAGAAAUUCAUUGUCAACCAAAAAAAAACCCUGUGGAUUGUGGACUGGAUAUCUACUGGAUUGAGUGGUAAUACAGAAAAAAAAAACUGGAUCCAACGACCUUUUAAAAACGCUACCUAUCUCUAAUUCCCAUCUCUUUGUUUUGUUUUGGGAUCUGGAAAGGGGGGGUGGACUUCACCUGUUUUAAUGGGAACCCUGGAACAAGGAAACCACGUUUCUGUGAUCAGUAUUUAACUCUGACUGUGCAGACCCAGCCUCCGUUCGUCCUUGAUGUGAAUCUGAACCAGAGCUUGCUUUUCUUUCUAGUGCAGAAUGUCUUCAUUAAGGUCCCUGUCUGUUUGCUCUGAGUUUGCUGGGUGCACCCAUGCAUGUGUGGGGAGCGGCUGACACGCACACGGACUUCCUGUGCACUCAGUACUGUGCUCAUCUUUUCAAGCAGCAAUGUGUAAAUGCAGGAGUUUUCAAAUACAUUUCUUCAAGGAACCUAUAAUGAAUACAUAUGGUACUGUAUAGACUCCCUCCUCUAGCUGGAGCCCAGGUCCUGGGUUUAAAAUAAAACAACAAAGUGUCUAUAUAAUAAUAUAUUCUGAGUGUAUAUAAGUGUUGUAUAAUGUGUAAAUGUGCCUGUACAUAGAGGAGUUGAACCAGCACGACGGGUGGGUGCUGGUACCUCGCUGUUCUAUUGAAACUAAUACGAGCCAGCAAUAUAGGCAUUUCAUCUGUGUUACUUCCCUAUUAAAAGUGACCCUGAAA